Messenger RNA from Syngnathoides biaculeatus (alligator pipefish), 3052 nucleotides. RefSeq names its product ankyrin repeat domain-containing protein SOWAHB-like. The record is from RefSeq and is a predicted model, not a curated record. NCBI's taxonomy places the organism in Eukaryota, Metazoa, Chordata, Actinopteri, Syngnathiformes, Syngnathidae. Bases 45 to 1898 code for a protein of 617 amino acids. Gene Ontology annotation, molecular function: protein binding. The transcript has a single exon.
AAUUUAGUUCCUGGGGAAGGAAAAAAAAAAAAAAACAAAAAAACAUGUCGCUGAGCCGAGAGAGCGUCGUGUCCUUGCUCGUGUCCGCGGGCGGCGGUGUGAGCAAAGCCGAGCUCCUGGAGAGCUUUCGAGGUGCGCUCGAGUGCGACGACCGCCACGAGAGGGCUCGCAACAGGGAACUUUUCAAGAGACUCGUCAACAGCGUCGCGUACGUGAGGCGAGGCGACGACGGCGCCCCGUACGUGCUGCUCAAGAAGGCCUACCAACAGCCCAGGGGGACGCAGCAGGACCUGGGACAGACCGCUGGAAGGGAACAGGGAGGCACGCAGGAGGAACCACCUGAGAGUGUCGUGGACACGAAGAGGUACGCUGGACAGGAGGAGGGAGGGAGCCCGCAGAAAGGUGAGCAAGGUCUACCUGAGACUGGGAGAUGUUGUGGACAGGAGCAAGAAGGUGAGCAUGAGCAUGAGCACUAUGCUCCUGAGACUGCAACAUGUGUUGCUACGGUUUUGAACACGAAAAAACUUCCCAGACAGGAACGGGAUCAGUCUCCACCGAAAAAGGAACCGCGUCAAUUUGAGACUGUUGUGAAUGUGCAGGGAAGUGAGAGACAGGAACAGACUUGUGGGCCACAGCAGGGCUCAAGUGAGAAUGUUCUGGAUCUUAAGAGCCAUGCUGAACAGGAACAGGAAGUUGAGCGGCUGGAUCAAGUUCACCCUGGGACUGUUGUGCACCUAAAGAGACAUGCUGGACAUCAACAGGAGGGUGAUCCAGAGCAGUGCUGUCCUGAACAGAAACAGGAGAACUGUCUUCAGACAGGUGAUCUGGAGCAGGGUCCGUCUGAGACUGGUGUGAUUGCAAAGAGACAUGCCGGACGGGAACAGGAAUGCAAGCAGAAAGAGAAGAACUUGAAGAGAUCUGCUGGAAAGGAAGAGGAAGACACCUUACAGACAGGUGAUCAGGGGCAGUGUCUACCUGGGUCCGCAGGGGACUCAAAGAGCAGAGCCAAAUCGGAACAAGGACGCACAGAACAUCUGUCUCCUUUCGAGCUGGCCUUACAGAGGAGCAAAUGUUUUGACAUGAGUGUUAAACAGAGGCAGAACGCGGAUGUGGGACCAAAACCGUACGCUUUACCGCUGAGGAUGCCCCCCAUGAACAGGACCCAGGCGCCCAAACAGGAACCCGACCUGGACAAGUCCCCUAAAGCGGAUCCCUUCCGAAGUAAAGCGAAGACCGCUAAGGCAUCUGACGAAACCAGAAUCCCGUCAGCGGUGCCCCUGGAGCCGUCGGAGCACGAGUGGUUGGUCAAGUGCGCCUCGGGCCACUGGAGCCAGGUCUACGGGCUCCUCCUGAGGGACCGCCAGCUGGCCGACAAGCGGGACUUCAUGUCGGGGUUCACCGCCUUGCACUGGGCAGCCAAGUGCGGGAACAGCGAGAUGCUGGUGAAGAUCCUGGACACGUCUCAGGAGGCCAGCGCUGCCGUGGACGUCAACGCCAGGACCUACGGUGGCUACACGGCCUUGCACGUGGCCGCCUUGCACCGGCAGGACUACGUGGUGGCCAUGCUCGUGGGUGAGUACGGUGCAGAUGUGAGAGUCCGGGACAACGGCGGCAAGAGGGCGUACCACUACCUGCACCCGGACGCCGCGCAGAGUAUCAGAGACAUGCUGGGCGAACCCAAAUAUCAGCGGGCCCCCCACAGACCUGAGGAGCCCGAAAUGUUCCCGGAGCUCUCCAAGGGUCUGCAUUCCAUAAGUCGUUUGUUCCAGCCACACCUGUCGGCCCAGCGGAAGAAGCACAAGCACAGGCCUGCCUUCUACUCGCUGGGGGACCAGCCCCAGGAACAACGACACGACAAGGCCUUCAGGCAGCGACUUGCUUCGGAUGCUUUCGCAUAGACUUCCUUCUAGUAGAUGAACCCUUGCAAAGUCGCUGCUCGGGAUUCACGUAUUAGAAUCCUCACGUAGUCACGGUACAGGAUUGGUGAAUUUCCCGAUUUCAGAUUUUUGGGGGAAACCCCAAAUUGAGUUAUGCUUAUUCCUAUUUUAUAGUUGUUACUGUCUUUUUGUUUCCAUGUAUUUUUUAUUUAAUAAGUUAUUUUGACAAAAUGACAAAAUUAUAGCUGUCGCAAAACUAGGCAUAGCAUUAAAAAUAUCGUAACAGAGUAAAAGAAUCCUCGACAUCAUAACAUACCAUCUGUCACUUAUCGCACAUUUUAAUACAGCAUUGACAUGCUACCACCAAAUAUCAAUAUUUGUAUUAAAGUAAAGUAACAGGUUCAUUUUCAAGUAACUAUGGUAUCAAUAGAAGCACCCUGUCAUAAUUUAUAUGUGUCCAUGUUUUUUGUCAUGAACCAGGAAGUAGCCUGCUAACAGAAAUACUUAUUUAGCACUUUAAUGCCUUGGCUGACCUCUGUGGAUAUGUUGUAUGAGUUACAUGUGAAUGCGAUUCAGCAGUGAUUCACAUGGCUCGACUCAGGGUGUUUCACAGUUACUCAUUGUCCCUGAAGGCAUCGUCUCCCUGGAGCCAUGCAUGAUAAUACAAAUGAAAGAGAUCUGUCCUAACAUAACUUUGCGUGAUGGAAAUACUUACACCAAGAAUGUUGUUGGGGCAUGGAACAAGGAAGAAGUCAUGAUUGAUUAGAAUUUAUUGGGAAAUAAUAACAUGAAGGCAUGUGCACUAGUCUGGAGACUAUGUAUAUAUGAUUUCAGUGCCGAUCAAACUUUUUUGUACAUUUUUCUUUUACGAUUCUUGGGAGGGAAUGUGAUCAACAUUACAUAAUUUAGUUUUGGGUAUUUCUGUAUUUUUGUAUUCUUACAGAAGUCAAAUUCAAUUUUAAAAAAAUCAAUCAGUUGCUCUGUUUUGAUCAGUAGUAGCUAUUAAAUAUUUACUGCUUCACUUCACUAUCACUUCAUACAAAUAAAAUAAAUUGCAACCUUCAGUAAAUUCAGGCAACAAUAAUUAAUAUCUUUUAAUAUUUGAAUUAUUGAUUCAUGUAUUUCAUCAUUUAUUUCAAAUAAAAAUAAAUACAAAUAUUAAAUUGUUCCAGCAC